Messenger RNA from Candida tropicalis MYA-3404, 375 nucleotides. RefSeq lists its product as uncharacterized. NCBI's taxonomy places the organism in Eukaryota, Fungi, Ascomycota, Pichiomycetes, Serinales, Debaryomycetaceae. The transcript has a single exon. The record is from RefSeq and is a predicted model, not a curated record. The coding region runs from base 1 to 375 and encodes 124 amino acids.
AUGAUAGGAGUUGCUUGCCUGGGGUUUUAUAAAAAAAAUUUUUUUUUAUUAUUAUUAUUUGGUUUACUUUCUUUUAAGUUGAAGUUGGGUCGUUUUUUCGUUGGUGACUUGAAUGCAAGAAGUCAGGUUUUGAAAAAUGGAAAAAAAAAAAAAAAAAUAGAGGAAGAAAAAUUUUCUUCUUUUUCUUUUGCUCCAUUGAGAAACCUGCUAAUAAAAAAUGCGUGCCAUCUCCCAUACUACAACUACAGUACAACGCAUUUUGUACAGUAUAAAUCAAUGGCUUGUAAAUUUGAUUCACAAUUUUCUUUUUUCUGUUCUCACAUACACGUCUCAGUAUUUUUCAUUGCUCCAAUUUUUGUAGCGAUUUACAUGUAA